This is a messenger RNA of Clupea harengus (Atlantic herring), 948 nucleotides long. RefSeq names its product apidaecins type 73-like. The record is from RefSeq and is a predicted model, not a curated record. Lineage: Eukaryota; Metazoa; Chordata; Actinopteri; Clupeiformes; Clupeidae. The transcript is spliced from 2 exons. Bases 53 to 679 code for a protein of 208 amino acids.
AGGAGGACCUAUAAAGAGAGUAAACAGAGUUGACAUUAGACCUUGUGUGCCCAUGCCUGUUUUCAUGCCGCAGCAGAGAAGCAGAUCCCGGAACACACCUCCAGCUGCCAUGCAAGAGACCAGUCCACACCCAGGCGAAGCUGCUGAUGUUGAUGAUGGUGUCGUGGUGGAACAGGUGACCGUCCCUAGCUUUGGCCCCGGUCUGAGUGGGACGCAGCAAUCAGUCCUCCUGGAUGAACCCGAAGAGACCAGGCCAUAUAACACUGUGAGCAGUCCAGACCCCGAGCUCGCUGAGGAACAUGCAGAGCCUGGACGUGAUGGAGAAUGGCUGGAACCAGACCCUGAGCCUGAGGAGGAGCAUCAGAGGCCGGAGCAUGAUGGUGAAGGGCAGGAGCUUGAACCAGUGCUUGAUGAAGACCCUCCCACACCUGAACUGGAAUCCGAGUCAGAAUUGGAAUCCGAGCCUGAAUCUGACCCAGGGUCAGCCCCCACCCCCCGUAGAAGCCAGAGGUCAAAUGCAGGCCAACAUCCCAAUCUGCAUCAUGAGCCAAAGUCAGUGCUAGACUCUAGUCCAGCUGCAGUCUCUCAGAUGAUCGCUACUUUAGGCACAGCAUUCAUUAAGGAGGUUGCAAGAGAAGUUAUAAAACUAUUAGUAGUCACCGAGGCCGUUGACUAUUAAGCAGGGGAGAAUGUAACCGGGUCAUAUUUUGAGGUUGUAUGUUUUCUAAGUGGUAAUGGGACAUGUCUCCUUUAAAUGCCAGAAAACUACAUUGCAUCAUGUUGUAGUUCCUGGGUUCGUAUGUGGUGAAUUCUGGGUAUUAAGACUGGAGCGAGAACGCAGUGCAUCAGAGAAGGUGGCUGGCGUGAGGGAUAUUUGGUGAUACUUGGUUAAUAUUGCUGACAUAUAGCCAUACUGGUAUCCUGGGAGCACACGUGUGUGGAGGAUAG